AUGAACGUGAACAGUCCCAGAAUCCCUCGCGCUCCCCCAGCACAGAACUGCCGACAUGAAAUAUAUUGCUCAGGUGAAGUCCUGCAGCAAGUGCAAAAGGCAAAACUGUUUGAUGUUGACAAAUACCUUCUUUUCACAGACUCUUUAAUUGAAUCAUUCAUCAUCACAAUCCCAUCUGCCAAACUGCAAUAAUUCCUAAGCAUGUACUUUGAAGAACCAGGGAAAGAAUUUGAGCCAUGGACCCCUCCAGACUGGCAUGACAAACCAAAGUUGCUGGACAGAAUAACGGAUCAACAAUUGCACAAUUGGGCUGAAAAGCUCCAUCAUUUGUGGAAGGCUCUCAGAAGAAAGCUAUUCCCAGAUGUGAGAGACCACCCAGAGAUGUACACACAGAUAUAUACCCCCCCUUCUGUCAUUGUGCCAGGAGGGCGCUUCAGAGAAUUGUACUAUCGGGACUCCUACUGGGUCAUCGAUGGACUACUCCUGUCAGAGAUGACAGACACAGUCUACGGUAUGAUUCAGAACUUCCUUGUUCUUGUCAAGUGAUCUGGCUCGGUGCCAAACAGUGGGAGGAUUUACUACGAAAGGAGAAGUCAGCCACCAUUUCUAACUCUUAUCAUGGAGAGCCUCUAUCAAGCCACCAAGGAUAUGGAGUUCCUCAGAGCAGCUUUACCAACCCUGGAUCAGGAGUACCUGUUUUGGAUAAACAACCGUUGAGUUUCGGUGGAAGUAAAGGGGAUAAAGCUGAAUUGGUAUUAUCUACUGGUGGGCUCACCCAGGCCUGGGUCCUACACAGAUGCUGAUGAGCUAGCUGAAGGACUCACAGAUGAUCUUAAGGAGCAGAUGUGGUUGGACCUGAAGGCUGGGACGGAGUCCGGCUGGGACUUCUCCUCUCGUUGGUAUGUGAACAAGCAAGGCCACAACAACGGCACCCUCCGAGACACCCGCACCAGUCAAAUCCUGCCUGUUGAUCUCAAUGCGCUGCUGUGCCGCAACGAGAGAAUGCUGGCUUCAUUUCACCGGAUCCUGGGUGAGCACUGAGCAGCUGCGAUGUAUGAGGGCGCCUGGUUUGACUACAACCUGAUAACACGUUCAAGCCACUUGGACUUUUACCCCUCCAACCUAUCACCUAUUUGGGCCGACUGCUUCUCACAGGGCAAAGCAGUUCAGCAUCUGAAGGAGAGUGGCGCUCCUCAGUUCCCCAAUAGAGUGUCACCAUCCCUGAGAGAGACUGGGCAGCAGUGAGACUACCCCAAUGCAUGGCCCCCUUUACAGCGCAUGCUAACUGAUGGUUUAGCUAAGCUGCCCUCAGUGGCAUUUGAUUUGGCCCAGCGGUGCAUCAGGACAAAUCGGUUGGCGUGCACCAGGUAUGGCGCUGUGUUUGAAAGGUAA
Lampris incognitus (smalleye Pacific opah) is the source of this 1392-nucleotide messenger RNA. It is a transcript of the gene treh, whose product is annotated as trehalase (brush-border membrane glycoprotein). Gene Ontology annotation, molecular function: alpha,alpha-trehalase activity. The record is from RefSeq and is a predicted model, not a curated record. Lineage: Eukaryota; Metazoa; Chordata; Actinopteri; Lampriformes; Lampridae. Gene Ontology annotation, biological process: trehalose catabolic process.